AGAGUGUGUUAGAGCUGAGUAAGUGUGUUAGCUAUGGCCAAUUCCGGUGUUAUGAAGCUUGUGUGCCUUGUUCUGGCCUGUAUGGUUGUGGCUGCUCCUCAUGCGGUAGAUGCUCUCACAUGCGGGCAGGUGGUGUCAAAUUUGGCUCCAUGCCUCACUUACCUUCGCAGGGGCGGCUCGGUGCCUGUGACUUGCUGCAUUGCCGUGAGAUCCCUCAAUGCCGCCGCUAAAUCCACUCCUGAACGUCGGGCCGCUUGUGGGUGCCUCAAAAACGCCUAUAAAUCCGUUUCCGGCAUCAACGCCGCCAUUGCUGGUGGUCUUCCUCGCAAAUGUGGUGUCAACCUUCCCUACAGGAUCAGCCCCUCCAUCGACUGCUCCAAGUAUACUCUCUCUCUCUAA
Macadamia integrifolia is the source of this 399-nucleotide messenger RNA. RefSeq names its product non-specific lipid-transfer protein Lac s 1-like. Gene Ontology annotation, cellular component: membrane. The record is from RefSeq and is a predicted model, not a curated record. The transcript has a single exon. Lineage: Eukaryota; Viridiplantae; Streptophyta; Magnoliopsida; Proteales; Proteaceae. Gene Ontology annotation, biological process: lipid transport. Bases 34 to 399 code for a protein of 121 amino acids. Gene Ontology annotation, molecular function: lipid binding.